Molecule: messenger RNA, 1929 nt
Organism: Oppia nitens
Lineage: Eukaryota; Metazoa; Arthropoda; Arachnida; Sarcoptiformes; Oppiidae
Product: peroxidase-like
Exons: 7
Coding region: 1-1929 (642 amino acids)
Biological process (GO): response to oxidative stress
Molecular function (GO): heme binding; peroxidase activity
Source: RefSeq, a predicted model, not a curated record
AUGAAACUAUUACCGGCUUAUCAGAAAAAACGCAUUUCAGAUCAUUUAGAUACCGGAGUGUUAUGUGAAUUGGAGAGGAAUGUUAGCCAAGAUGUGACCUGUAAUCCCAAUUUCAAAUAUCGCCGAAUUGAUGGCAAAUGCAAUAAUUUGAAACAAAUCAAUUGGGGUUCGGCUUUCCAUUGUCAGCGACGACUACUACCGCCCGACUAUUCAAACGGCAUUAACGGAGUACGGGUGGCAUUGGACGGCAGUUUACUGCCUAAUGAACGACUCAUUAGUACACACGUUGGCCACGAGUUUGAUGUUUACGAUAAACGAAGAAAUUCUAUGCAAAUGAUUUGGGGGAAAGUGAUUGCCAACGAUGUGGUGAAAACAUUAAAAUAUUUUGGCAAUAAUAUGACGUGUUGUCCACCGGCACCUACACAUCCCGAGUGUGGCCGAGUAGUCAUAGAUGACGACAAAUAUAGUGUACAUUUGAAAACUUCAUGUAUGUCUGUCACGAGAUCGUUGGCUUGCAAUACGUGUCGCUUAGGUUUUCGUGAACAACUGACUGCUGUGCCAUCAUAUCUGGAUCUAUCAUUAGUAUAUGGUUUUGAUAAAAACGAUGCAAAUAAAUUGCGAGCACUUACUGGAGGAUUAAUGCAAACAAACCAAUCAUUAGUUGAUACGACAAUAUUGCCGACAAUCGUUGAUACAGACAUAAUACAUGACUCGGAUGUCUCUAAUUCAGAUAUUUAUGAUAGAAGUCAGUCAUGUAAUGUACCGCCGGAUAGGCCGUGGCUCCAGUGUUUUAAAACAGGUGACGGCGUUCGGGGCAAUCAACAGGUGCUGAUAGCAACCCUCACAUUGAUUCUAGUAUUAAGACACAACCAGCACGCAGAAGGGUUGGCUAAAGUGAACCGACACUGGAAUGAUGAGCUACUGUUUAGAGAAGCCAGACGUUUAUUAGAAGCUGAAUAUAAUUUCAUAAACUUUUUCGAGUAUUUGCCGUCAAUACUGAAUAAAGAUUUAAUGGAUUACUUUGAUCUCAAUGUCCGACCACAGGGUCAGUACAGUCAGUAUAAUCCAGAUGUGAAUUCUGAUGUCAUCAACGAGUUUGGUUCCGCCACUUUCCGAUUCGGUCAUUCAAAUAUCAAUAGCAAGUAUCCCAUUAUUAAUGGCAGUCCAUUGAAUUCAUCGUCAUUAACCUUACGGUAUAACUAUGGUAUGAUGUCUCAGAUAUGGGAUGGAAAUACAAAUGGUCUGAUGAGAGGUAUGUGUGAGGACAGGCAGGAGGCAACAGACUUGAAUUAUACACCUGAUGUUAAACAGUAUGUAAACUUCAGUCCGUGUCGACCGAAACUUAAGGAUCUGAUGGCAAUAGACGUGUCCAGAGGUAGAGAUCACGGAAUAGCACCGUAUGUUUAUUAUGUAGAGUACUGUUCAGGUCUUAAGAUUACCAGUUGGGAUGAUUUGAAACAAUUGAUGCCUAAAUAUAUUAUUAGUGAAUUGAAAGAUGUUUUUAAAGACUACAGAGAUAUUGAUUUAUUCAUUGGAGGACUGGCUGAGUAUCAUAUGAAAGACUCGACAACAGGUCCAACAUUUGCCUGUAUUAAUGCCAUACAGUUUUAUCACUUAAAAUUUGGUGAUAGAUAUUAUUUUGAGCAUGGUAAUCAAUCAGGAUCUUUUUCAAUUGCACAGUUAGAUAAUAUCCGAAAAACUGCAUCAAUGGCUAACCUGUUGUGCAAAACAAUGAGCUUUGAGUCCAUCCAAGAGAUGGCUUUUUAUGUGUCGUCAAAGUCUAAUGCAUACAAAUCUUGCGGCGAUUUUCGUCAAAUUGAUUACAAUUUAUGGACUGAAGAUGUGUCCAAAUGUGAUGAGUUUUGUCAAAAUAAACGAUUUAUAACUGCUUUAAAUGAUACGGAAUAUAAAUUUCCCAUUCAAUCAUAA